UUUUUACAAAGAUUGAGAUGAACUACGCGCCAAAGCUAGAAAAUAUCAAACGGUUAAAAUACAUACAAAAAUUUAACCAAAUUGAUCGCAACAAAAUUGGUUUUAUUUCGGAGUUCCAGGCUAAAAAAGCAUUUCUUGCCGAGUCACGGCUACCUCCGGGAACUUUGCGUCGCAUUUGGGAACUUUCUGAUCAAAACCAGGACGGAAAGCUUGACUGCGAGGAGUUUGUUAUCGGGAUGCAUCUGACCGAAUCUUAUGCUAAAGGCCAUGUGAUUCCAGAUCACGUGCCAGAUCAGCCUUUAGCAAAAGUUUCGCAUCGGGAAAGUAAAACUUUUGGUUUUUAUAAGCCUUCAGCUUAUGAAUAUGGGAAAAGUCAAAAAGACGAAUUAGUGUAUAAAAGGAAAGAGAAGGAAGAAUUGGAUCGUAAGAGGAAUGAAGAACUUGAAAAGAUUCGGGAACUUUCCAAAAAUAAACAGAGUGAUGCUAUUAAGUAUAAGCAAGAGCUACGGGCCCAAAUGGAAAAAGCAGCUAAUGAGCUUUAUAAAAAACGACUGCGGAAAAAUGAGCUGAAUGAAAGGCGAAGCAAACUGAACGACCUUAUUUGGUGUCACCAUGCAAGACUCGCCCAAUUGAAUGCUCAAUUUGAAAUGGCAACUUUAAGAAAAAAGGAAUUAAAAAAAAUACUACAACUUUCCGCCGAGGAAAGCUUUAUCAAAACAAACGAAGCUCUCGCCUUAAGAAGUAAAGUUCGCGCACUGGAAGUUUUGGUUCAAGGGCUACGCAAAGACUAUAAUUCUUCUGAAGAUCAACUUCAACAGCUUGUUAAAGACGAACAAAAACUCUCACGUGAGAAGCUUGACGCUCGAAACAACACGCAAGUGCAGACCGACAGCGCUAUCAAAGAGCUUAUCAUGGAGGCGCAUGCCCACCUCGCAGAAAUUAAGAUUCUUGAAAAGCGAAUAGCACGCGACAGGAUCGAUAUCUCUGAAAAAAGAAUUGUACUCGGAAGGAUGCAAACAGAGUUAAAAAGAAACCAAGAAGAAGUCUAUGAGAGUCUUAUUAAGCGCUCUAAAUUGGAUUUUGAGCGAGUAGCUUUAAUCCGCUCAAGAAAAAACGUUGAAAAAGUUUUAAAGGAUCAACAACAAAAACUACAAAGAGAGUAUGAGUCACGUGAAAUGGAAAAAGAGCAAAUGAAACGUUUAGCGCAAGCAAAAGACCAUCUAUCCCUCAGAGAAGAAUCAAUAAAAGCUGAGCAAGAAAUAAAAAUAAAAGAAAAGCAAGAUGAAGAGAAUGAAAAACAUAGACAACGUGAAGAAGCACAACAAGCCGAAAGUUCACGACAUCUAAAGCUCGAACAGCAGCGAUAUAUAAAAGAAAAACAACAACAACUGAAUUUUAACGAAAAAAAAUUAGUCGAAACCGGAUCAACUGCGCUUCCAUACAUUGCUCUUUACGAGUACCAAUCUACCAAUAAAAGCGACUUGUGCUUCAAAGAAGGAGAUUUAAUAGUUGUCACUGACCAAACUGAUAAUGAUUGGUGGUACGGAUACAAUAAAGACCAAUCCGGAACUUUCCCUUCAAACUACGUUGAUGCUUUGGAAAACUUCGAAACGAUUCGCCACAUUCGCCCGGCGGGUGAAGAUGCUCUUAUUGGCGACAAACAAACUUUUCCACCGGAUGAUCCAAACCUUUAUGAAGCCGUUUAUUCAUAUUCUUCAACGGAACCCGACGAUUUAAAUUUUUCGAAUGGUGAUCUUAUCCGUGUCACUGACCAAAGUGAUCGUGAUUGGUGGUACGGAGAAUGUCGGGAUGAAAAAGGAAUGUUUCCUUCCAGCUACGUGAAACAGGUGUCGCCUAAACCCCUGCCCUUCGACACGUGCUCAGAGAUGAGAGAAAAUUUAAGCCACUCACAACCAAUAAAACUUGCAAGUACAGAAGUGUACAUAAUUCCCCCAACCAGUGUUUCUGUUUUGGACAACCGUUUACCUUUUAGCCAAUCAAAAUUUGAUACUCAGCCAGAAUUUUUUUCUUUAGAAGAAAGCAAACGUGAAAUUAUUAUUGCCAAAGUUAUUAAAAAUUUUGAACCGGAUGAACCGAUGCAAUUAAAACUUCAAAUUGGUGACUGUAUAAUUGUGACGGACAUGGAAGAUUUCGAAUGGUGGGCGGGAAGAUUAAUAACUGAAGAGCAAAAAAUAGAAAAAGGCGCGCUCGGGUGGUUCCCUAAGUCAUGCGUGGAAGUUUUACAAAAGAAACCAGCGGAAGACAUGUCAUUGGUGAAUCCCCUAUUACAAGUACAAGCCGUUUGCGCUUACUCCUCCCAACGCCCCAAUGAGCUUUCCUUUUCUUCGGGAACCAUCAUUGAAGUUAUCGCUCAAAGUGGCCCCCAUUGGUGGAAAGGUCGUAUUGAGGGUCAAUGCGGGUAUUUCCCGCCCUCUUACGUUCGGCCUGUGGAAGCAUCUUCUUCGUCUUUACAAAGUAAAAGGAGUUCUAAAGUUUGCUCGUGGAAUGAUAUUUUUGGUUCAGCAAUAUUAUCAACGCUCUCCGCUGAAGAACUCAAACGUCAAAAGUCAAUAUACGAACUUAUUGAAACGGAAGCGACGUAUGUGUCCGACUUAAAGGCUGUCCUGGAGGUUUUUUAUUACCCAAUGAAGGAAGCUAAAAUUUUAUCAGAGCAAAUGUUGGAUGAUAUUUUUCUAAGUUGGAAAGAACUUCUUGAAGUAAAUGAAGAACUUUACGAUGCUCUCAAAAAAGCCCAGCAAGAGGGCCAUAUGGUCGUACAUAAUGUCGGUGUUAUUCUUUGUGAAGCGCUAAAAAAGAUGGAUUGCUACGGAAAGUAUUGCAAACGGCAUGAUGCUUUCCUGAAUUUUUUAUUUAACCAAUCAGACCCGAAAAUUCGAGAAUUUAUCGAGCAAUGUGAAAAAAAUUCCCAUUUCGACUCUUUAGGCUUGUCUGCCAGUUUGCUUUUACCAGUGCAGCGGAUUUGCAGAUAUCCACUUUUAUUGCGAAAAAUUUCAACCGAAACAGGAGAGGGCCACUCAGAGUACCUGGACUGCUUGAAAGCUCUGCGAAUGAGCGAAGCGUUAACGUCUAAAAUCAACGAAGAAGUCAAGACUCAUGAGAAUGAAAAAAGAGCCAAAGAAAUAGAAAAAAAACUCUCUCCCGCCAAUCCACUCCCCAAGAAGGAACCUUGCGAGUCUCCGCGGAGAGUCGUUCAUCAAGGCGAUCUUUCUAAAAAGGGAAAAGACUUUCACGUGGUUUUGUUUAAUGACUUCUUACUGCUUACUAAUAAACCGAAAAAACAUUUGCGAAAGAAAUACCCGAGGGAAAACCUCGUGGUAUACAAAUCACCUAUACCAAUUAGCGAGCUUUCUCUGUUAGACGACUCCAAUACCAUUAAGACAAGCAUCCAUUUUGUAGUCCGCUGGAAGGGCAAGUCCUACAACUUUAAAGCCGCCAGCAAGGACGCAAAGUAUCAAUGGAUAUCCGCUUUGAAGGAAACAAUAGCAAAUAUAUCGAAGCAGUAAUGCGCGCACGAAUAAAGCGAA
Zophobas morio is the source of this 3545-nucleotide messenger RNA. Its product is annotated as intersectin-2-like. NCBI's taxonomy places the organism in Eukaryota, Metazoa, Arthropoda, Insecta, Coleoptera, Tenebrionidae. The record is from RefSeq and is a predicted model, not a curated record. Bases 18 to 3524 code for a protein of 1168 amino acids. Gene Ontology annotation, cellular component: cytoplasm. The transcript has 40 exons. Gene Ontology annotation, molecular function: protein binding; guanyl-nucleotide exchange factor activity; calcium ion binding. Gene Ontology annotation, biological process: positive regulation of Rho protein signal transduction.